CGGGACUCGAAAACAAGGAAGUGGGCGCAGAUUCCCAUUAAUGAAAACAAAGUAGACGUGGCUCCGUAGAGGAGCACUCUGCCACAGAUUACCACAGCGACGCAGUUAAUUAUACCCCGAGUGAAGCUCCGAAUGAAAGCCGCCAGAGGGAACAUGUUGGGUGCUGGAACAUCCAACAACAAGGUCAAGUAUUCGCGGCUCGCUGCUGAUGACGACGGCUACAUAGACCUACAGUUCAAGAAAAGUCUGCCCAAGGUCCCCUACAAGGCGAUCGCUCUGGCCAUAUUCCUGUUUGUCAUUGGCUCCUCACUGAUCAUCUUCGGGGCUCUUCUUCUGUCAGGAACCAUAAAGGUGGAGCACCCGGACCGCACCAUUCCCGUCAUCAUCAUAGGAGUGCUCGUUUUCCUUCCCGGAUUUUACCAUUUGAGAAUUGCCUACUACGCCGCAAAGGGUUACCGGGGUUACUCCUACGAUGACAUCCCAGAUUUCGGCGACUGAGCAGCUGCUGGUUUGCCUCACUGUGAACCCAGAGACUGUUCCCUGCUGUUUUACUCCCAAUGAAUGUAGCAAAGGGGACAGAACUUUACAUCACUGUUCUGCUGUGGAGACUUUGGCUGAUUUUUGAUGUUAUUAUUUGUCCUUUAUUCAAUGCUCUGGAAAAACGCUCCUAAAACUGACGAGACAUUUUAGGACAGCGCACACAUGCCUUCUAGUGUUAGAAAGUCCAAAGGCUGGACAACAGGUGCUUAGAGCAGUUAUCCUAAACUAAUAUUUAUUAGUGGCUGUAGCCCAUAGGACUUAAUGUAAAGCUGGCGGGGGGGCUGUAUUCCUCCUGAAGUAUUAUAUUUGCAGUACCAUCCAAAGAUUGAACGCUUCAGCCUAUUUUAUACUGAACUGUGUUACUUUCCUCAUGAAGUAUUGCUGUUUGUGCAUAUUCAUUUGUUUUUGAAUAUCAGAUAAAGAUGUCUUUUUCAUGUGCAUUUGCUUGAUUAUGAGGAAAUGCCUGAAUAAAAGUAGAAAUGUGAUUUAUAAUCUCAA
Pungitius pungitius (ninespine stickleback) is the source of this 1038-nucleotide messenger RNA. RefSeq names its product transmembrane protein 230-like. The record is from RefSeq and is a predicted model, not a curated record. Gene Ontology annotation, biological process: synaptic vesicle transport. Gene Ontology annotation, cellular component: synaptic vesicle; endomembrane system. NCBI's taxonomy places the organism in Eukaryota, Metazoa, Chordata, Actinopteri, Perciformes, Gasterosteidae. The coding region runs from base 133 to 498 and encodes 121 amino acids. The transcript has 4 exons.